CGAUCAGUUGUUAUAGAGCGGUCGACGGGUAAUGAACUCUCAGUUUAAAUAAAUAUUAAUCAGACACCAAUUAAAAAUAAUAACAAAAUACAUAUUUUUACGAUACAUGUCACAACAUGCGAAUUUUAUUCUACAAUCUGGAUAUACAUAAAUUAUAAGUUAAAAUCUAAAAACUAUUACGAACCGGUUAAAUAAAAAUACAUACUACAUAUAUUGUAAUAUAAAUAUUUUACGUGAAUAUGGAACCCACUGUAAACAGCAUUUCAGCUACUGUUGAUUUCAGUGCACCGAACAAUAAAUCACCUGACGUCCAUAGCAUCGAUAAAGAUGAAUUUACUUUGGACUCUAUCCUCAUACGUAUUGGACAAUUUGGAAAAUUUCAAUUGCUCAUUUUUGUUCUCAUUUGCAUACCCAUGAUGUUUAAUGCCAUAUUCUCAGUAACUUAUGUUUUCACAGCCAGCACAGUGACUUAUAGAUGCAACAUUACAGAAUGCGAUACUGCCAACAGCCAUUACGAUGAACCGUGGACUCUGUUUUCAAUACCCAAUAGAAGUAAUAAUUUGGAUCAAUGUAAACGCUACAUGAACAGAUUACAAGAGAAUACUACAACCACAGCUCCAAUACUCUACGGCAUUACUGACAGUGACAGUGCUAUUUAUGGUGAUACUUGCAAAGCUGAUAAUUUCGAUCAAAAUCAAAUCGAAAUAUGUAGCAGCGAUAAUUUAAUAUUUCGCGAUAAUGAAGUCACAAUUUCAAAUGACUUUAACAUUUUUUGUUCUGAUGAAUGGAAACUCUCGCUGGUCGGCACUCUUAACAACAUUGGACAAUUUGUUGGCAUUCCUAUUGGAGGCUUUAUUUCAGACAGAUAUGGACGCGUUACUGCACUCGCCUUGGGCGGAUUCGUUGCGGCAUUUUUAGGUAUAAUCCGUUCAUUUGCAACGUCGUACACAUUUUUUGUUAUAUUCGAAUUUUUGGACAGCAUGGCUUCCAGCCCUCUAUAUUCCAUAUGCUUUAUCGUGGGCAUAGAGCUUGUUGGUCCGAAGAGACGUGUUAUUGCGUGCAGUUUAAUUACGAUUUUCUAUGCUAUUGGAGAAAUGUUAUUGGCCAUAUUUGCCAAGUACUAUCCAAACUGGAGAGUAUUGUUGCGCAUAAUGUAUAUACCAGCAUUAUCGUUAGUCGUGUACUUUUGGAUAUUACCGGAGAGUGUGAGAUGGCUCUUGAGUCAAAGUAGAGAAGAUGAAGCUAAGAAUAUUUUAAAACGUGCAGCAAAAGUAAAUAAGCGCAAACUGUCUGAUCACUCAUUGGAUAAGUUGAUGUUGGCGAAUCGUGAAAAACUUCAAAAUGUUACGGAGGGGAAAUUUCCAAUAAAAGAAGCUUUCUCGAAACUAUUUUGGCGUAUAGCCAACUGUUCAUUUUGUUGGAUUGUAAAUGUUUUAGUUUACUAUGGACUGAGCUUAAACGCUGUUCUACUGGAUGGAAACAAGUAUAAUAAUUUUAUUUUUAUAGCCAUGGUCGAAAUUCCAGGUUUUUUGCUACCACUACUGAUUAUGGAUCGUUUUGGCAGAAGAUAUUCACUUUUUGGCUGCAUGUUCAUUAGCGGAUUGUGUUGUUUGGCAACGAUUUUUAUGCCACCUGAAUCUCACAAUCUACAAUUAUCUCUAUUUUUGAUCGGUAAAUUAACAAUUACGGCCAGCUUUCAAGUUUUAUACUUUUUUACCUCAGAAAUAUUCCCCACGAAUUUACGCAAUAGCUUACUAUCAUUCUGCUCGAUGAUGGGUCGAUUUGGUUCAAUGGUGGCGCCACAAACUCCACUUCUUGCUAAAUAUUAUGAAAAUGCUCCUGCAAUUCUAUUUGCUGCAACUGCCAUCGUAAGUGCAUUCUUAUCGUUGUUGUUCCCAGAAACAACCAAUUUAAUUCUACCAACAACAAUGAAGGAGGCGGAUAAUAUUGGCGCCUCAAAGGAGAAAAAAUCCUCUAACAAUGUCACCAGUAUCCCCUUAUAGUACAUAAUGAAAUUUUGUAAUUAUAAAUUUAGUUUUUAUACCACAUUUGGAAUAUUCAUACAAAUAUAUACUACUAUACUUAUGCUAAUGCAAAAUAUUGUACCUGCACCCCUGCAAGUAUGUAAUGCAAAUGACAAUAAAUUACUGCUAUUUUUUUUAAGAAUGCUAAA
This is a messenger RNA of Calliphora vicina (urban bluebottle blowfly), 2173 nucleotides long. RefSeq names its product SLC22A family member (gene SLC22A). NCBI's taxonomy places the organism in Eukaryota, Metazoa, Arthropoda, Insecta, Diptera, Calliphoridae. Bases 240 to 2003 code for a protein of 587 amino acids. Gene Ontology annotation, cellular component: membrane. Gene Ontology annotation, biological process: transmembrane transport. The transcript is spliced from 6 exons. The record is from RefSeq and is a predicted model, not a curated record. Gene Ontology annotation, molecular function: transmembrane transporter activity.